UUCUGGCCGGAUACCAGGUAACUUAACAGUAAUGGCGGCGUACAGUGACUUUUUGACAGAUGAAGGUUUCUCGAAAUUCGAAGAGGCGAGAAGGCUUUCGGAGGAGGAUUCUAAAAAUGACCCAGAAACCAACCCUUUCAAGUCCAAGUAUGCGGCCAGGGAAAUUCUUCAAGAUCUGCGUGCUAAACUGGAGAAAUACUAUGGAAUUCAAACUGACCAACAGGCCCCACAGGACACGGACCUGCAUGUCAUGCUAGCCUGCUUGCGCUACUUGCUGGGCCUGAAUUUUGUGGACACCGAAGAGACGUCGUCCGGGGAGGACUACCUGAUGGCCUGCCGCAAGAUGUUGGAGCCACACUGCCUGGAUAGCCGGGCGGUCUCGCUGGCUGUGGCUACUCUCAAUCAGCUGGGGAUCCUGUGGAGUGGCAGGAGGGAGUCAGAGAAGGCGCUGGAGUUGUUGCUGGAAGCAGAGAGUGUUUACAAGAAGUACAAGCACGAAGUCGGAGUUGCGCCAUUCGGAAUGAAUGAGCUUUUUGUGGCAGAAGAAAACAGACUUAGUGACCACCAACGGCAGCAGAAAUUUGAGAAAGCUUACACGCACACGCUGUACUACCUAGCCCAGGUGUACGGUAAUCUGGGAGAGAGCAAGAAGUCUGCCAGCCACUGUCAUGAGACGUUGAAGCGUCAACUCGAGACCGAUCAGUAUGAACCAAUGGACUGGGCUUUGAACUGUGCAACGCUGUCGCAAUACUACAUCACCCAGGACGACUACACACAGGCGCGCCACUGUUUGGCGAGCGCAACUCGUAUCUAUGCCGAGGCACUAGAGAAAUUGCCAGCUGUGGAAACUGAAGAGGAUCAGUACAAUGAUGACAUCGACAAACUCAAACGUCACAAAGCGGACAUAGCAAGGUGCUGGCUGAAAUACUGCCUGGCCCUACUCAACCUAUCCAAAGACAGUCUAGAAAACCAGAGAACCGAUAGUUCACAGGACACAGAGAAUCAACAACAGAAUGAGUGUGCUUCAAACAGUGAAUCGCAACCCUCAAUAAAGCAAGAAUCCCCCGAACGGGAAAACUGCGAAACAGACGACGAAAAUCUGAAGAAACUGGCAUCGCAGUUUGAAGGGCUGGAGUUGACGUCGUUGGAAAACAAAGUCACGGACAAAUGUGUGGUGACAUUUGAUGAGGCUCGUGAGAUAUUCCUAGCUGGACAGAAGUGGAUACUUGAAGCCAAAGAAUACUACGUAUUGGACGGCCAUGUUUCUGACUACAUAGAGAUUGUUAGAGAUCACAGCGCUCUGUUCAGAGUGCUCGCAUCCUUUGAGGUGGACUUGGAGCGACGCUGUAAGAUGCACAAGCGUCGAGUGGACAUGCUACAAGACAUCUUGAAGGAACUGAACCCGCAACAUUUCCUGAUGGUGUGUAGGCAACUCAUGUAUGAGUUGGCGGAGACCACGAGUGAAAUGAUGGAUUUGAAGCUGGCCAUAGCUGAGAUUUCUGGGGUUGCACCAACGACCCACGUCUGUAAUAAAAUCAACCUGUUAAUAAAUCAAAGUUUGGACUACUUCCAACAGUUCCUCGAUUCGUUAAGAGACGCUGAACAGAAGAUGCCGUCGACGCUUGAGGAGGAGGUCAUGAGACCGGCUCUGGUGGCGUAUUUCUGCAAAGCUAGAUUACAUUCAAAGAUCAUCACGCCCAACCCAGAACAGAGAAUAGAAAACUUGUCCACAAGCUUAAGAAAUUACAAGUUUGUGGUAGAUUACUGUAAGAGCCACCCAGAUGCUAUGGAGAAAAUGCAGGCCGAGUAUGAACUUUGUGAGGAGAUGGUUGCACUACUUCCAGCACGCAUUGCGCAGGUCGAGAGAGAAUGAAAAUACCAGGUAACCGUGGCAACCUCCAAGCAAAUAGGACUGUCAAAAAUGUCAGGACUUCAUAUGACACUCUAUCAUGAAUAUGAUAAUUAAUUAAUUUGAAUAAUGUAAUUGAAUGUUGGUUUGAAUUGAACUUCUGUCAACAAAGAAUUUACAAGUUAGACUUCUGCUUGAAAUCAACCUUCUUGUGCAAACUCCAAGUAACUAUUUAAAUGUCAUUAAGAGUCCAAUAUAAAAAAAGUGGUGCAUAUUAACGUCAGUAAUUUUGAGAGAAAUAGACUUUCAGUGUUGAACUGAAAUUUUUUGAGGCAAAAGGUACUCUGUAGUGAGCAAUGAGUUGCUCUUUUUGUUUGACUGAUGCUUAAUUUGUGCACAUUCCAACAUAAAAGGCUUUUAAAAUGCCAACUUUAAAGUCAUUUAUAAGAUUGUUCCAAUUUCACAGCUCAACUGAAAAACAAGGUUAAAACAGUUGCUACUAACAUUGAAACAGUUUGAAAUUCAUUCCUAGAUUUAUAAGCUCAAAGUGAGUGUACAAAGGUCUGUGUAUAAUAUGCAUACAUUUUAUAUUUUGUUUUUUGAUAUUUCAGUUACAUAAAGAAAUGUUGUUUUAAUGCGAGUCAGUGUAAGUGUGUGAAAA
Messenger RNA from Patiria miniata (bat star), 2510 nucleotides. It is a transcript of the gene kifbp, whose product is annotated as KIF-binding protein-like. The transcript has 16 exons. Gene Ontology annotation, molecular function: protein binding. The record is from RefSeq and is a predicted model, not a curated record. NCBI's taxonomy places the organism in Eukaryota, Metazoa, Echinodermata, Asteroidea, Valvatida, Asterinidae. The coding region runs from base 32 to 1873 and encodes 613 amino acids.